Molecule: messenger RNA, 1840 nt
Organism: Ziziphus jujuba (common jujube)
Lineage: Eukaryota; Viridiplantae; Streptophyta; Magnoliopsida; Rosales; Rhamnaceae
Exons: 6
Coding region: 362-1408 (348 amino acids)
Source: RefSeq, a predicted model, not a curated record
AUAUUUUACUAAUAAGCACCCAAAACAAUCUAAUUUUUGUUCUUCCACACCGCCAGUCCUCCAUAUCCAUAGAAAGUAGAGGACGGGCAAAAGAGAUAUAUAAAUAGUAAGCCAAUAGAAGCUUCAAAGGAGCGUACUGGGUUGUGACUAGUAACAAGGAAGAGGAAAGGAAUUUUCUCUCACUUUCAAAAGUCACACCGCCAAUACAAAUCCAAAACCACUUGUUAAAGUUUCUUCCUUUUCCUUUCUGUGUGUUACUCUGUAAAUGACGCGUUUCAAUGGCGGCUACAUAAUAUUUAUCCUAUCUUUCUUCUGAUUUCCGCUUCCUCAUUACUCUAUCGAUCACAAAUAUACAGACCCCAUGUUCUAUUUUUGCUUCUCGCUCUUCUUCUUCUUCUUCUUCACCUUCUCUCUAUUCGUUUUCUCUUUCUCUGUCUUCAAAAGGCUGAAGACAAUACAACAGCAAACCCAGGAUACCCAGCUGACCCAGAAGCCGGAACAGAGUGAGAGUGACCCUUUGGGAUUGGAAAAUUCUGUAUCUGAAACUUUGGAGGAUAGGAAUCACCAAGCUUUCGAAAAUGACCCGACCCAUUUGACCCGUUCGGCACGUUCUCUCCUCCUUGAGAUCUUACCUUCUGAUUCUCCUAAAUGGGAGAGCUUGUUUGAGAACGAUGGAGGUGGUGGGGACCCAAGCUCUGAUGGGUCGGCGCUGCUGGAUGGAGAAUCAAGCGAGUCGGGCGGGGAUCAGAGAGUGAAGAAGAAGAAGAAGAAAAGGACCAAGAAGAAGAGUUCGAUUUCUAAAGAUGAUGAAAAUGGUGAACAGAAGUUUGCUGCGGCGGGUAGGGGUAAUAAGGGUCCGGAUUCUGGGGAUAAAGAACAGGAUUUGGUAUGUUUGUACCCGUUUACAUCAUCGAGCAGUGCUACUCAGAGGAAGAUCAAGCAGCAAUAUGAUCAGUUGAUGAAGUGCCACGAGUCCAAGGGAUUGACACUGGCUCAGGUUGGACAGUUUGCUAAUUGCUUGGUGGAGGCAAGAAAUGAGUUGCAGCAUAAGGCUGAUGUCAUCCAACGGAAAUUCACAAUAACGAAGGCUUUACUAUUUAAGGCUGACAGAUCCUCUUUUGACCGCCUUCGUCAACAGAUAUACAAACUAGAAUUGGAACAAAAGAGACUGGAAGAGGAUGCAUUUGUUUAUAAUUGGCUACAACAGCAGCUUAAACUUUCACCAGCAUAUAAGAAGAUGCUCGAAAUUGGUGCCCACAUGGAGAUGAAAGCCAAAUCUGGAGAGUUGACAGAAAGUGAAAGUACAGAUUCAGACUUUUCAGAUAUUUCUUUUGAAGAGUUACUGGCACAGGAGAAGAAGGAUUCAUUUUGGCAGAGGAAUAAAAAUUUCAAAUCGUGCUCAAGCUAAUAACAGUGACUUAUUUCUAACUGUGCUCUUGGUUGGAACUUUAAUGUGCUCCCAAGACCUCUACAUGCUUGCAGUAUCAAAUUAUGCGUUAAAAAGUGUCACAGCGUGGUGCUAUGUGUUGGGAUCGGAGAUUUUUUGCGUGUAGGACUGAGCCAUGGGUGUUUAAGUGAUUAACUUGACUGUGCAGAAAAGCUACUUGAGAGAUGUUACAUUUUUGAACCUUUGAGCGUUGCUUACAUACAAUAUUUGUAGCUAUACAUUACUGUCGACAUAAUUUAAGAAAUGUCCAGCUCUAGCUUAGACGAAAACCAAGUUUUCUUUUUCCCUUUUGUUUUUCCUUCAAGCUCUAAAUGAUUGGGGAAGAAACCAAGAUGGAAAGUGUAAGAUGAUUUUCCUAGUAAUCAUGAGUGUGGAAUAUGUUAAUGUUGUGGA